GAGAUGGCGAGUACACUGGCUCAGAAACACCUCCGCGGCAUCAUACUCAACCACAUCAUCCGGGGGAAUCGACCAGUCAAAGCUGAAAUGGCACAUCAGCUGUACGUGCUGCAGGUUUUGACCUUCAACCUUCUGGAAGAACGCAUGAUGACAAAAAUGGACCUGAAUGACCAGACACAAAGAGAUAUCAUCUUUGAACUCAGAAGAAUCGUGUUUGACGGAGACAGUGAUCCCAGCGGAACAGAAAAGAGGAAAGCCAUCUACACUAAAGACUACAAGAUGCUGGGCUUCACUAAUCCUGUGAAUCCUGCCAUGGAUUUCACUCAGACACCACCGGGAAUGUUGGCACUAGACAACAUGCUUUACCUCGCCAAAGUGCAUCAGGACACAUAUAUCAGAAUUGUUCUAGAAAACAGCAGUCGAGAAGAUAAACACGAGUGUCCAUUUGGUCGCUCUGCCAUUGACCUGACGCGCGUGCUGUGUGAUAUUCUACAGGUUGGAGAACUGCCGAAUGAAGGGUGUAACGACUUCCAUCCCAUGUUUUUUACCCACGAGCGCGCUUGGGAAGAGUUCUUCUGCGUCUGCAUACAGCUGCUCAAUAAGACGUGGAAAGAAAUGAGGGCCACUGCAGAAGAUUUCAACAAGGUGAUGACGGUGGUGCGAGAACAGAUCACUAGAGCUCUGGCCAUGAAACCACCGUCUCUGGAGCAGCUGCGGGUCAAACUGCGCAGUCUGAGCUACUCUGAGGUCCUGCGUUUGCGUCAGUCUGAGAGAAUGAGUCAGGACGACUUCCAGUCGCCCCCUAUAAUUGAGCUGCGUGAGCGGAUCCAGCCGGAGAUUCUGGAGCUGAUCAAACAGCAGCGACUCAGUCGUCUGUGUGAGGGAAGCUGCUUUCGCAAACUCGCCAACAGACGGAGACAAGAGAAGUUCUGGUUCUGCCGUCUGUCGUUGAAUCACAAGGUCCUGCACUACGGAGAUCUGGACGAGUCUCCACAGGGCGAAGUGCCGUUUGAACUGCUCACCGAUACGAUUCCCGUGUCGGACAUUAAAGCGGUGCUGACAGGGAAAGACUGUCCACACAUGAAGGAGAAGAGCGCGCUCAAACAGAACAAGGAAGUGUUAGAGUUGGCGUUUUCCAUCCUCUAUGAUCCUGAUGAGGCUCUCAACUUUGUGGCAACCAACAAAUACGAGUACUGCAUCUGGACGGAUGGACUGUCUGCGCUCUUGGGGAAGGAGUUGGGCAGUGAUCUCACACGAAGUGACCUUGACACAUUAAUGAGCAUGGAAAUGAAGCUCCGCCUCCUCGACCUGGAGAACAUCACCAUCCCUGAGGCUCCUCCCCCUGUGCCCAAAGAGCCCAGCACUUACAACUUCACCUACAACUACGGAUGAGGUGUCUGUCCUCUCAGUCAGUGCUUGUGUUUUCUGUGUCGUUCAUUCUUCAGAGGUGAAGUGUGUUAUUUGUCUGUCACUAAGAGACUUUCCUGCCAGUUGCAUGUUGAGAAGCGAUCUGUGACAAACAUGGGCGAAAGAGCAGAAAUGACACACUUCACCUUUAUGCUAGUGUAUGUGCCUGAACAUGAACUAGUCUUGGUUACCAGAGUCCUUUUUCGAAUGUUUGAACACAAACGGUUCUUCUGUCUUCAAGUAUUUGAUUUUAAACGAGAAAAGCAGAAACAGUAUCAUUGUGUGUUUAGACAUUGUAAG
Molecule: messenger RNA, 1707 nt
Organism: Sinocyclocheilus anshuiensis
Lineage: Eukaryota; Metazoa; Chordata; Actinopteri; Cypriniformes; Cyprinidae
Product: engulfment and cell motility protein 2-like
Exons: 12
Coding region: 4-1392 (462 amino acids)
Biological process (GO): actin filament organization; cell motility
Source: RefSeq, a predicted model, not a curated record